CUCAAACAGUCAACAAACCAUCACAUCAAUAAUCUCACUCUCUUAAUCAUUGUAGCAAUGGCCAAGGCAGAGAAGAAACCAGCAGAGAAGAAACCGGCGGCAGAAACCACCACCGCCGCAGCAGAAAAGAAGCCAAAAGCCGGUAAGAAGCUUCCGAAGGAUCCCUCCGCCGUCGCCGGAGACAAGAAGAAGAAGCGUUCGAAGAAGAGCGUCGAGACGUACAAGAUCUACAUCUUCAAGGUGCUGAAGCAGGUCCACCCAGACAUCGGGAUCUCGAGCAAAGCGAUGGGGAUCAUGAACAGUUUCAUCAACGACAUCUUCGAGAAGCUCGCCGGCGAGUCUUCCAAGCUCGCGAGGUACAACAAGAAGCCCACGAUCACUUCCAGGGAGAUUCAGACGGCCGUGAGACUCGUCUUGCCUGGAGAGUUGGCGAAACACGCUGUUUCGGAAGGGACCAAGGCGGUUACCAAGUUCACGAGCUCUUAGAUUUGGAAUUGUUUGUAAUGGUUUUUUUUUAAGUUUUAACUAGUUGUUGGUAGUUUUAUGCUUUUUGGUAUCGUAAUCAGGUUAUGUAAUUUGGCGACUA
This is a messenger RNA of Brassica oleracea var. oleracea, 586 nucleotides long. RefSeq names its product histone H2B.10-like. Gene Ontology annotation, molecular function: DNA binding; protein heterodimerization activity; structural constituent of chromatin. The coding region runs from base 58 to 486 and encodes 142 amino acids. The transcript has a single exon. NCBI's taxonomy places the organism in Eukaryota, Viridiplantae, Streptophyta, Magnoliopsida, Brassicales, Brassicaceae. Gene Ontology annotation, cellular component: nucleosome. The record is from RefSeq and is a predicted model, not a curated record. Gene Ontology annotation, biological process: nucleosome assembly.